This is a messenger RNA of Chrysochloris asiatica (Cape golden mole), 2765 nucleotides long. It is a transcript of the gene SARDH, whose product is annotated as sarcosine dehydrogenase. The transcript is spliced from 20 exons. Bases 9 to 2765 code for a protein of 918 amino acids. Gene Ontology annotation, molecular function: oxidoreductase activity; protein binding. NCBI's taxonomy places the organism in Eukaryota, Metazoa, Chordata, Mammalia, Afrosoricida, Chrysochloridae. The record is from RefSeq and is a predicted model, not a curated record. Gene Ontology annotation, cellular component: mitochondrion.
GAGUCCUCAUGGCCUCGCUGAGCCGGGCCCUGCGAGUGGCCACUGCAUACCCUCGUCAGAGCCCCCCACAGGGCCUGGGGCUGCGUCCCCUGACCAGCGUUGCCGGAUCCCCGACGGAGAAGGGUGUUCCUUACCAGAGGACUCUGAAGGGGGAUCAAAGCCUGUCAGCAGCAGCCCAAGGCCCGAGCCGGCCCCUGCCCAGUAAUGCCAGUGUGGUGGUCAUUGGUGGGGGCAGUCUGGGCUGCCAGACCCUGUACCAUCUGGCCAAACUAGGUGUGAGCAGCCCUGUGUUGUUGGAACGAGACCGGCUGACCUCGGGGACCACCUGGCACACGGCAGGCUUACUGUGGCAGCUGCGGCCCAGCGACGUGGAGGUGGAGUUGCUGGCUCACACCAGACGCGUGGUGAGUCAGGACCUGGAAGAGGAGACAGGGCUUCACACAGGCUGGAUCCAGAACGGGGGUCUCUUCAUCGCCUCCAACCGUCAGCGGCUGGAUGAGUACAAACGGCUCAUGUCUCUGGGCAAGGCCUAUGGGGUGGAGUCCCACGUGCUGAGCCCAGCAGAGACCAAGGCGCUGUACCCGCUGAUGAACGUGGAUGACCUCUACGGGACUCUAUACGUGCCGCACGACGGGACCAUGGACCCUGCGGGCACCUGCACCACACUGGCCCGGGCUGCCACUGCCCGAGGAGCCCAGGUCAUCGAGAACUGCCCAGUGACCGGCAUCCAGGUGCGGACGGAUGACUUUGGGGUGCGGCGAGUUACGGCCGUGGAGACAAAGCACGGCACCAUCCAGACGCCCUUCGUGGUCAACUGUGCAGGAGUGUGGGCCGGCGCUGUGGGGCGGAUGGCUGGGGUCAAAGUUCCACUGGUGGCCAUGCACCACGCCUAUGUUGUCACCGAACGCAUUGAGGGCAUCCAGAAUAUGCCCAACGUCCGGGACCAUGAUGCCUCUGUCUACCUCCGCCUACAGGGGGAUGCCUUGUCUGUGGGUGGCUACGAGACCAACCCCAUCUUCUGGGAGGAGGUGUCAGACAAGUUUGCCUUUGGCCUCUUUGACCUGGACUGGGAUGUGUUCACCCAGCACAUUGAAGGUGCCAUCAACCGGGUCCCUGUGCUGGAGAAGACGGGGGUCAAGUCCACGGUCUGCGGCCCAGAAUCCUUCACACCUGACCACAAGCCGCUGAUGGGGGAGGCACCUGAGCUCCGAGGGUUCUUCCUGGGCUGUGGCUUCAACAGUGCAGGAAUGAUGCUAGGUGGCGGCUGUGGGCAUGAGCUGGCUCACUGGAUCAUCCACGGACGCCCAGAGAAGGACAUGUACAGCUACGACAUCAGACGAUUCCAUCACUCACUUACUGAUCACCACCGCUGGGUCCGUGAACGCAGCCACGAGUCCUACGCCAAGAAUUACUCUGUGGUUUUCCCCCACGAUGAGCCCCUCGCUGGACGCAACAUGCGCAGAGACCCCCUGCAUCAGGAGCUCCUGGCACAAGGCUGCGUGUUCCAGGAACGACAUGGCUGGGAGAGGCCCGGAUGGUUCAGUCCCCAAGGGGCAGCUCCAGUCCGCGACUACGACUAUUACGGGUCCUAUGGGCACCAGGCGCACACAGACUACACCUACAGCAGGCUGCUGGGCGAGGAGUACACCUUUGACUUCCCGCUCCACCACAACAUCAUACACAAGGAGUGCCUGGCAUGCAGAGGGGCUGCCGCGGUGUUCGACAUGUCCUACUUUGGGAAGUUCUACCUGGUGGGACCAGACGCGAGGAAAGCUGCUGACUGGCUCUUCUCCGCUGACGUCAGCAGGCCCCCAGGUUCAACAGUGUACACCUGCAUGCUGAACCAUCGUGGGGGUACAGAGAGCGACCUGACAGUCAGCCGCCUGGACCCUGGGCUCCAGGUUCCCCCGCUAGCUCCUGCCUUUGAAGGGGAUGGCUACUACCUGGCCGUCGGUGGGGCAGUGGCACAACACAACUGGUCCCACAUCACUAGUGUGCUGCAGGACCAGAGGUUCCGGUGCCAGCUUAUUGACAGCUCCGAGGACCUGGGCAUGAUCAGUGUCCAGGGUCCGGCCAGCCGGGACAUUCUCCAGGAGGUGCUUGAUACAGACCUGAGUAACCAAGCCUUCCCUUUCUCCACCCACAAACUGGUGAGGGCUGCCGGGCACCUGGUCCGGGCCAUGAGGCUGUCCUUUGUGGGCGAGCUGGGCUGGGAGCUGCAUGUGCCCAGGGCAGACUGUGUGCCCGUAUACAAGGCCAUCAUGGCUGCAGGCAGCAAGCUUGGACUCGCCAACGCAGGCUACCGGGCCAUCGACUCCCUCAGCAUUGAGAAAGGCUACCGGCACUGGCAUGCAGACCUGCGUUCUGACGACAGCCCCUUGGAGGCCGGGUUGGCCUUCACCUGCAAGCUCAAGUCUGACAUCCCCUUCCUGGGGCGUGGGGCUCUGGAGCAGCAACGAGCCGAGGGCCUGCGACGUCGUCUGGUGUGCUUCACCGUGGACGAAAAGGUGCCCAUGUUCGGUCUGGAAGCCAUUUGGAGAAAUGGCCACGUAGUGGGCCAUGUCCGCAGGGCUGACUUCGGGUUCACCAUCAACAAGACCAUCGCCUAUGGCUACAUCCGGGACCCCAGUGGUGGGCCGGUGUCCCUUGACUUUGUGAAGAGCGGAGAUUAUACCCUGGAGAGGAUGGGGGUGACCUACGCCGCGAGGGCACAUGUGAAGUCGCCCUUCGACCCCGACAACAAACGAGUGAGAGGGAUAUACUGA